Molecule: messenger RNA, 543 nt
Organism: Pseudozyma hubeiensis SY62
Lineage: Eukaryota; Fungi; Basidiomycota; Ustilaginomycetes; Ustilaginales; Ustilaginaceae
Product: likely exosome component
Exons: 1
Coding region: 1-543 (180 amino acids)
Biological process (GO): poly(A)-dependent snoRNA 3'-end processing; TRAMP-dependent tRNA surveillance pathway; U4 snRNA 3'-end processing
Cellular component (GO): nuclear exosome (RNase complex); cytoplasmic exosome (RNase complex)
Molecular function (GO): RNA binding
Source: RefSeq, a predicted model, not a curated record
AUGACCGUCGUGCUGCCCGGCGACGUUGUGCCCAUCGCCUCCGGCUCCUCCAUCAAACUCGGUCCUGGUCUGCUCCCCACCCCAUCUGCCUCCUCCUCCUCCUCCCUCACCGCCAUCCGAACCGGACCGCUCGGCACGAUCUCGUCUUCAUCCGGCACCACCACCACCUCCUCCUCUGCAUACUACAUCGAAUCCUCCACGCAACGCUACAUCCCCUCGCCCUCUGAUUCGGUCAUCGCCCAGAUCACCUCGCGCAACCCCGAAUCUUACACCGCCACGCUCUUCUCCGCCCACACCGCCACGCUCCCCGCGCUCAGCUUCGAAGGUGCCACCAAACGUCACAAGCCCAACCUCAAGAUCGGCUCGCUCGUCUAUGCACGUGUCGUCUCGGCGGACCGAUUCACCGAACCUGAGUUGACGUGCGUCAAUCCGGUGACCGGGAAAAGCGAUGGGUUUGGCGAACUCAAGGUGACAGAUGAGCGCGGGGAGAGGGUCGGGUUCGCCGGACUGAUCAGGUGCUCGAUCGGUUUGUCCAGAAGGUAA